AUGAGACUUCUCAGAACUCUGCAAAUAAUUUCCAUCCUUUCUGUGAACAUAACUUUGUUCAUCCUUCUGAUGAAUCAUCCAAGACGAAGGACAAAUUGUCCUCACAAGGAAGAGCUGGUCUUGAAUUACUCACUAAAGCAGGAUGUUGGAGAACUACAAGCUUGUUCUGCUAUUAUCCAAGAAGACAUGGAUGGAGUGGAGAAGGAUGUUUUCAGGAAACUCCUGGCGUCUAAAAAAAGAAAAGCUCUGCUAUCAGAGUCAUUCUAUUUCAAUGCAACCAAGGAUUGUCCAUCCUACAUCGAAGACAGAGGAUUUCUGAUGGUUUCUCUCAGUAAAGAGGAGAAAGAUUUUCCCAUUGCUUACUCCAUGGUGAUCCAUGAGAAGAUCGAGAUGUUUGAAAGGCUCUUGAGAGCCAUUUACACUCCUCACAAUGUGUACUGUGUACAUGUGGACCAGAAGUCUCCCGAGAUCUUUAAAGAAGCAGUAAGAGCCAUCACAUCCUGCCUGACCAACGUGUUUGUGGCCAGCAAACUGGAGAGUGUGAUCUAUGCCUCCUGGUCUCGGGUUCAAGCGGACAUCAACUGCAUGAAGGAUCUGCUCAAGACACCUGUUCAGUGGAAGUAUCUGCUUAACACCUGUGGCACUGAUUUCCCAAUUAAAACCAAUGCAGAAAUGGUCCAGUCUCUAAAAUGGCUGAACGGAAAGAACAGUUUGGAGUCUGAGACCGUAGCGGCCAAAAAUUGGCGUUGGCAGUAUCAUUACAAUGUUACGGACGUUGUGACUUGGACAGGCAUCAAAAAGUCACCUCCACCAAUAAAGACCCCCAUGUUCUCAGGAAAUGCCUACUUUGUGGUUUCAAGAGAGUUUGUGGAGCACAUCUUUAAAAGCAAAGAGAUUCAAAACUUCAUGGAAUGGGAGAAAGACACGUACAGUCCAGAUGAGCACAUGUGGGCUACAUUACAGCGGAUGCCUUCAAUACCAGGAUCCAAUCCUCCAAACAUCAAAUAUGAGCAAUCGGACAUGAACGCAAUUGCUCGGCUGGUAAAGUGGAGCGACCAUGAAGGAGAUCUAAAGAAUGGGGCUCCCUACUCACCAUGCACUGGGACGCACAGACGGGCAGUGUGUGUCUAUGGAGCUGGGGACUUAAAAUGGAUCGUGCAGCAACACCAUCUUUUGGCAAACAAGUUUGACCCAGAAGUAGACGAUGUAGCAAUCAAAUGCAUGGAAGCCUUUUUAAGGUACAAAGCUAUUUAUGGUCGAUCAUUACUAACAGUUCAGAAAUCGGACAUUGUUUUAUGA
This is a messenger RNA of Labeo rohita (rohu), 1299 nucleotides long. Its product is annotated as beta-1,3-galactosyl-O-glycosyl-glycoprotein beta-1,6-N-acetylglucosaminyltransferase 3-like. The record is from RefSeq and is a predicted model, not a curated record. NCBI's taxonomy places the organism in Eukaryota, Metazoa, Chordata, Actinopteri, Cypriniformes, Cyprinidae. Gene Ontology annotation, cellular component: membrane. The transcript has a single exon. Gene Ontology annotation, molecular function: acetylglucosaminyltransferase activity. Bases 1 to 1299 code for a protein of 432 amino acids.